Messenger RNA from Sipha flava (yellow sugarcane aphid), 2805 nucleotides. It is a transcript of the gene Sec8, whose product is annotated as exocyst complex component 4. The record is from RefSeq and is a predicted model, not a curated record. The transcript is spliced from 15 exons. Gene Ontology annotation, cellular component: exocyst; synapse; growth cone membrane. Gene Ontology annotation, biological process: chemical synaptic transmission; exocytosis; Golgi to plasma membrane transport. Bases 76 to 2766 code for a protein of 896 amino acids. NCBI's taxonomy places the organism in Eukaryota, Metazoa, Arthropoda, Insecta, Hemiptera, Aphididae. Gene Ontology annotation, molecular function: protein binding.
UACUACUAUUCAUAAUAAGAAUUAUUAGAAUUGCUUUUCAAAAUAAAUUAUUUUCUAAUUUGAAUUGUUAUUAAUAUGGCAAAUCCACCCAGUAAGCCCCCAAGGGGCAUUAAAACUCCAAAGGAAACUAGUGGAUUAUUAAUGACAAUGAUACGUGCUCUAUCUGCAACUGAAUCUAAUGAACAUCGUGAAAUUGAAAAAACUGCUUUAGAGAGAGAAUACAAACGAUGUGAUCAAAAAUUAGAAGAAUUGAUCUCCAUGGAGCAUCAAAAUCUUGCCCGUGUAAUGCAUUUAUUUACAUCAGUGUCUAGCGAAAUUAAUUCAUCUAGAGAACGAGUUCAAGCAGCAAAACGGAAACUUAUUGCAUGUAAAACAUUAUUACGAUGUAAGCGAGAUGAAUUAAGAAAAUUUUAUGUUGAAAGUAUUGAACAACAUCACAUGCUUACUCAAUUAACUCAAAUAGAACAAAUAAAAGAAGUACCUUUUCAAUUGAAUAUGUUGGAGUCAAAAAAACAAUAUUUACAAUGUACUAAAUUGUUGAUGGAAACAUUACAUAUUAGUAAUAAUGAUUUGAAGAAUAUAGAUGCAUUAAAUGAAUUAAGAAUUGAACUGAAACACAAAAAACAAGAUUUGUACAAUAAACUAUUGGAUGAUUUAAUGAAUCAUAUUUAUGUAAUUUCACCACAAUCUGCAAAAUCAUUUCGUCGCGUAGGAUCAGAUGGAUAUAAUUCCUCAUUUGGACAAAGUACAAGAAGGGUAUUGAAAUAUACACCACAAAUUGCACCCAAAGAAAUUUCAAAUGAAAAUAAUGAGACUGAAAUCACUGAACUUGAUACUGAAAAAUUUGUCCCCAUAGCUGUUGAGUGCCUUGCUAUACUUAUUAAGUUAAAUGAUACAAUUGAAAAAUUGAAAUCUACUAUGCAAACACAGUUAGUAGAAAUUGUUGAAAAAACAACAAAACAAAUAUCAAUAACAAAUCAAUCAAGAAAUGUAGGAGAACAAUUAGUGACAUUAGUAAAUGGUGUAAUUUUACAAUUUUAUUCAGUUGUUGAUGCACAUCAACUUUUUUUAAGCAGUUUAGAUAAAGUAGUUGAUCAACAACUAAUCACCAAUAUCAACAAAUAUGAUCUUAAAUAUGUUUGGGAAAAUAUUGAGUCCAUUGUACAAAUAUUUUUAAGUAAUUAUUUGGAUGUAAAUAGUCAUUCAGAUUUAAUUGUAAAAUCUACUCCAAUUUUUAGUAAUAUUGAUUUGAAUGUAUUUUUUUCAAAAAAAAAAGUUCAAAGACCUAAACAGUGUCUUUUUAAAUUUUCAAAUGCUUUGGAAAUGUCUUCUGAUUUAUUGGAUAGACCUUUUACCAGUAUAACUCAACCUCAGUCAAUGAUUUGUACACCAAGUUCAGACAAUAUUAUAUAUAUUUAUGAGCCACUCAUAAUGUUCAUACAACAAAUCGAACAAUCUAUAAACACAAACACUUGUACAUUAAAUUUAUGGCUUAAUGAAUAUAUUCGAACUGUUUUUCUUGAUCGUCAACACAGUAAAGUAGCUACUACUGUUGAAUCAAUUACCAAACAAGUUGAUGCUUGGCAUGCUAUUACUACACCAGAACAAAUUCAAGAUUUAAAUGUUUCUAGACCAUUGUUAGCUAGUACAGUAAAUAUAUGGAAUAACAUAUGCCAAAUAAAAAAGUUGGUUAUAACUAUGCCUGAAUAUGCAUCACAUUUCUUAAUGAUUAUGGUUAGCAUUAGUAGAAGCUAUAAAGAGACAUGUGAUAGCUUUUUUUCUUCUAAUAUUAAAGCAUGCGAUAACACCACUAAAUUAGUGAGUCAUCUAUGGAUUCAAAAACAUGAUUUAGUUGAUUAUCUUAAACAAUCCCAUAACUGGGUAAGAAGAGAAUAUGAAAAUAAAUCAAAAAAAAGUUCAACAGAUGAACUAAAACGAUAUACUCAAGAAGCAGAUAAGUUGUUUGAAAAUUUGGAAGGAAAUGAUUUUAGAGUAACAAGUGUUUCAGAUAUAAAUCAGCUUAGAUGUUUGGCACAUCUUUUGGAAAGCAUGGAGUGGAUUGGAAAAAAAUUAAACGAGAUUUCAAACCCAGAAUCGAAUCAGUAUUUAGUUCCUAAAUUGAAUACUUCCAAAAUAGACAACAAUAAUUUACCAUUAGCUUUAGUUGAAACUUUACAACAAUUGGGUAAAGAUUUUUUAGAUAUUUCUGAUAGUAUCCUUUUGUAUCUUUAUUUGGAAAUUCGUGCUCAAAGUAUUUAUUACUUAUUACCUGGUUUUGAAUCAGCUAUUGGAAAUACAAUAGAACCUAAAGUUUUGGAUCUCAAUCAAUCUGUAUCGGCUUUACACGAGGCUAUGUUAAAUGCAAUUUCCAAGAGCAAGGCUCAUUAUAUUUUUGAAGGACUAGGUGAAGUGAUUUCUAAAAGUUUAGUAAAUCAAACUCGCAGUAUAGAAAUUGUUGAUGAAAUUGCAAUAAGAAAAAUAAUACGUGAUAUUACAAUGCUAAAAUAUAACAUAACUGCUAUGUUAGGUGCAUCACAAGUAACUUUAGAAAAAACUGUUCAUUAUUAUGAAUUGUUACUUUGUACCCCAAAGGAAAUAUUGGAAGAGAUCUUGGAGAAAGGUGCUGAAUAUAGUGAAACUGAGUAUAUGAACUUGUUACAAAUUGUUCAUAGAAGCAAUAAAAACACAGAAGAAACAGUUAGUUUGCAGAAUGAUUUAAAAAGGUUAUCUGAUAUUUUAUCUCAGAUUAAACCUAUACAUUUAUAGUUUAAUAAUUUUACUCUCCAAAAGUAUACAAAAACUAUA